Messenger RNA from Laccaria bicolor S238N-H82, 901 nucleotides. RefSeq lists its product as uncharacterized. The transcript has 6 exons. Gene Ontology annotation, cellular component: endoplasmic reticulum; endoplasmic reticulum membrane. NCBI's taxonomy places the organism in Eukaryota, Fungi, Basidiomycota, Agaricomycetes, Agaricales, Hydnangiaceae. The record is from RefSeq and is a predicted model, not a curated record. Gene Ontology annotation, biological process: intracellular protein transport; endoplasmic reticulum to Golgi vesicle-mediated transport. The coding region runs from base 13 to 654 and encodes 213 amino acids.
AACCACGACGCCAUGACUAUCUACUACUCUCUCACCUUUCUGCUCCUCGCAGCAGAGAUGAUAACAUUCUGCAUCCUCGUCGCCCCUCUGCCCUACGCAGUCCGCAAGCGCUUGUUCAAAUUCCUCUCAGAGUCCUUCAUCAUCGCAAAAAUCGCAUAUGGCCUCAAGAUCUCCUUCAUUUUCGUCGCUAUUCUAUUCGCAGAUGCCCUUCAACGCAUGCUCCGCGUCACAGCCGAGUCUGACUUGGCCAGGUCAGGCAAAGGUCCAGUCGCCACGGGCACCAGCGCCGAGACCAACCUCGCUGCACGAAAGUUCUACUCACAACGCAACACUUAUCUAACCGGUUUCUGUCUUUUCCUCUCCCUCGUCCUCACGCGGACGUUCUACAUCAUGCUUAACCUUAUCCAUACCCAAGAAGAAUACGCCAAGCUCAAAAAAGCACAACCGAACACCUCCACCGACUCCGCAAAGGAAAUAGCCGCACUGCAAAAACAACUCAAAGAAUAUCAGCAAAAAGACAAGGAAUGGGCAAAGAAGGCUCAGGACUUUGACAUUCUCAAAAAGCAGGCAUCUCAGAACUCGGAGGAAUACAACCGCUUGGCGACGGAGUACAACAAGGCGACGGGGAGUGUUUCGAAUAAGCGGGUAGAUUGAGGGGUAUGGUUUUUGAACUUUCGCAAACACAAAUGUUGAUUUUCACUGAAUACACGUGUUUCUCUGUAUACACCCCGCAUAUUUAUAGUGUGUCAACGUCGUUACUUACUUGAUCUCAGCUACGCGCCAAUUGUCUUUCCCAUCAGAGCAUUCUGCUUCUAACGAUAUCUUUGAACCUCAUCGUUCAAAUCGUCUCGAAUUCGAUACGCCCACGUGUAUUACUCUUACACAACUAUGUAGCUAAAGU